CAUCCUUCCUCUCAUACCCGCACACAUCGCACCUUCCUUCUUCUACGCAGUUCAAUUCAUUGAUUGAAUUGGCUCGCUGUUUCGCCGUCUCUUUGUUUGCAGCAUACCCCCCUCCACACAUCACAGCCGUAUUCACACACAAACGUCAUCAUGGGUCCCGCCGUCGGUAUCGAUCUGGGUACCACGUACUCGUGCGUGGGCAUCUUCCGCGAGGAUCGAUGCGAUAUCAUUGCCAACGACCAGGGCAACCGCACCACGCCCUCUUUCGUUGCCUUCACCGACACUGAGCGUCUGAUUGGCGAUGCCGCCAAGAACCAGGUCGCCAUGAACCCUCACAACACCGUCUUCGACGCCAAGCGAUUGAUUGGCCGCAAGUUCAACGACGCUGAGGUCCAGGCCGACAUGAAGCAUUUCCCCUUCAAGGUCACCGACAAGGCUGGCAAGCCUGCCAUCGAGGUCGAGUUCAAGGGCGAGCAGAAGACCUUCACCCCCGAAGAGAUCUCUUCCAUGGUCUUGACCAAGAUGCGUGAGACUGCCGAGAGCUACCUGGGCACCCAGGUCACCAAUGCUGUCGUCACUGUCCCUGCCUACUUCAACGACAGCCAGCGCCAGGCCACCAAGGACGCUGGUCUCAUCGCCGGCCUCAACGUCCUGCGUAUCAUCAACGAGCCCACGGCCGCCGCCAUCGCCUACGGCCUGGACAAGAAGGUUGAGGGCGAGCGCAACGUCCUCAUUUUCGAUCUUGGCGGUGGUACUUUCGAUGUGUCCCUCCUGACCAUUGAGGAGGGCAUUUUCGAGGUCAAGUCCACCGCUGGUGACACUCAUCUGGGUGGUGAGGACUUCGACAACCGUCUUGUCAAUCAUUUUGUCUUGGAGUUCAAGAGGAAAUUUAAGAAAGAUCUGUCUACCAACGCUCGUGCUCUGCGCCGUCUCCGAACUGCCUGCGAGCGUGCCAAGCGCACUCUUUCUUCGUCUGCCCAGACGUCCAUUGAGAUCGACUCCCUGUUUGAGGGUAUCGACUUCUACACCUCCAUCACCCGCGCCCGCUUUGAGGAGCUCUGCCAGGACCUCUUCCGCUCCACCAUUCAGCCCGUCGACCGCGUCCUCAGCGAUGCCAAGAUCGACAAGAGCCAGGUCCACGAGAUCGUCCUCGUCGGCGGCUCCACGCGUAUUCCCCGCAUCCAGAAGCUUAUUGCCGACUACUUCAACGGCAAGGAGCCCAACAAGUCCAUCAACCCCGAUGAGGCUGUUGCCUAUGGUGCUGCCGUUCAGGCUGCCAUUCUGUCUGGCGACACCUCUUCCAAGUCGACCAACGAGAUCCUGCUUCUCGACGUCGCGCCUCUGUCUCUUGGUAUCGAGACCGCUGGUGGUAUGAUGACCAAGCUCAUUCCCCGCAACACCACCAUCCCCACCAAGAAGUCCGAGGUCUUCUCCACCUUCUCCGACAACCAGCCCGGUGUGCUCAUCCAGGUCUACGAGGGUGAGCGCCAGCGCACCAAGGACAACAACCUGAUGGGCAAGUUCGAGCUUACCGGCAUCCCUCCUGCUCCUCGUGGUGUGCCCCAGAUUGAGGUCACCUUCGACCUCGACGCCAACGGCAUCAUGAACGUCUCCGCCGUUGAGAAGGGUACGGGCAAGUCCAACAAGAUCGUCAUCACCAACGACAAGGGCCGCCUGUCCAAGGAGGAGAUCGAGCGCAUGCUUGCCGAUGCCGAGAAGUACAAGGACGAGGAUGAGGCCGAAGGUCGCCGUGUUGCUGCCAAGAACGGUCUCGAGUCGUAUGCGUACUCUCUGCGCAACACUCUGUCCGACCCCAAGGUCGACGAGAAGAUUGAGGCCGCCGACAAGGAGACCCUCAAGACCGAGAUUGACAAGGUUGUCGCUUGGCUCGACGACAGCCAGCAGGCCACUCGUGAGGAGUAUGAGGAGCAUCAGAAGGAGCUUGAGGCCGUUGCCAACCCCAUCAUGAUGAAGUUCUACGGCUCCGAGGGCGGUCCUCCCGGUGGCAUGCCCGGUGGCGCUCCCGGCGGCUUCCCCGGUGCUGGUGGCCCCCCUGGCGGCGCUGGCGGCGACGACGGUCCCACUGUCGAGGAGGUCGACUAAAUAUCUUGAUACCCCUUCCAAAUUGGUAAUGCGUUUACGAUGCGGAGGUUCACGGGGUUCAGGGAUUACGAGCUGAUUAGAUUUUGCGCUUGCGUUGCACUUUCAAUGGUUAUGACAGGGAACGGAAAACAGGGUGGUCACCCCUGCAUUUGUACUUUAAUGAGCAAAGGAAUUAAAAUUUCAACGGCAUAGACUACACAAAGCCCUCUAUUGCUGUGGCAGUAGUUGUGAUCCAGAUCUCCUGAUAUGAAAUUCGCGAGGGAAAUAAUCCCAGUGACUGCUGACAUUUACCCACGUUGGUUAUACGUGUGUUUGCCUGGCUGGCGCAACCGGUGAGCAGGAGGUUAUCUGUUACGUGGUCGUGGAAAUUUGUAUGAUGGCUUCGAGUCCAGAAGCCAGUGAUCAAGCGGAGUAUACACCGGUGAGUUGUGCAAUUAGGCACAAGAACGAACAAGGUCCUCUUCUUGUCGUCCGGCUCGUUACACACCCAGGACAAUCAGGAAUAAAUAACAUCAACAGGCGUUUGUCAGAUCGUAUGGAGCAGAGAAAACGCGCCUGAUUUGCGUGAUGGUUUAUGUAUAUGGUAUAUAAUGGUAUGAUGUGGUUUUUCUCGGCCGUCAUGAAGCCUUGUCGUGCCCAAGUUCUGUUCGGGCCGCCCUCCUCCUGGCUUCCUCGGCAGUCCG
This is a messenger RNA of Purpureocillium takamizusanense, 2786 nucleotides long. RefSeq names its product Hsp70 chaperone, variant 2 (gene SSA2). The record is from RefSeq and is a predicted model, not a curated record. NCBI's taxonomy places the organism in Eukaryota, Fungi, Ascomycota, Sordariomycetes, Hypocreales, Ophiocordycipitaceae. The transcript is spliced from 2 exons. Gene Ontology annotation, cellular component: cytosol; cytoplasm; plasma membrane. The coding region runs from base 151 to 2103 and encodes 650 amino acids. Gene Ontology annotation, molecular function: misfolded protein binding; ATP hydrolysis activity; ATP-dependent protein folding chaperone. Gene Ontology annotation, biological process: cellular response to unfolded protein; vesicle-mediated transport; protein refolding.